Pimephales promelas (fathead minnow) is the source of this 5499-nucleotide messenger RNA. RefSeq names its product proprotein convertase subtilisin/kexin type 5b (gene pcsk5b). The record is from RefSeq and is a predicted model, not a curated record. Gene Ontology annotation, molecular function: serine-type endopeptidase activity. Gene Ontology annotation, cellular component: trans-Golgi network; Golgi membrane. NCBI's taxonomy places the organism in Eukaryota, Metazoa, Chordata, Actinopteri, Cypriniformes, Leuciscidae. Gene Ontology annotation, biological process: peptide hormone processing.
GGCGCUAGAACCAUAUCUCCACUUUACAAAAAAAAGGCAGAAGUAACGGCACUGUCUAGAGAGAACAAAUCAAGCCAAAGCUGUGCAAACAGACUCUUGUGUCUCCCUCUCUCCGUGGCGUCGGAGUGUGUGCGGCCGAUGCGCUGCAGGCUGAAGCGUUCGGAGGCUCGUAUCCAGUUUAAAUCCUGCGCUCACCCUCUGUUGAGUAUAUGUGGAGCUUAAGCGACACUUCUAUGAGAAUCCCCACUGAACAGCGAGACGAAGUUUGGUUGUUUUCCUGAACCGGGGGUGCUGGGGAGAGUCGAGGCGAGAGAGAGAGGGCGAAAGAUGGUUUUGAACAGCCUCCCGUGCGUCCUGGUUUCGCUGUGCUUGGUUUUUUUCUCGUCUUCUCCGUGCAAAGCUCGGAUUUACACCAACCACUGGGCUGUUCGGAUAGCCGGCGGACCUGAGCAAGCAGAGCAUAUCGCCAAUAAAUAUGGGUAUAGAAACCUGGGCCAGAUUGGUGAUCUGAAGGACUACUACCAUUUUUUCCACAGCCGGACGAUAAAAAGGUCGACGCUUUUCAGCAGAGGCUCACACAGCUUCAUCUCCAUGGAGCCAAAGGUGGAAUGGGUGCAACAGCAGGUCGUGAAGAGGAGAAUAAAGCGAGAUUAUAAACCCUCAUAUCCUGGUCCUGUACAAUCCAGUAUAGUCCAGUCCAACUCGAUUUACUUCAAUGAUGCUAAAUGGAGCAGUAUGUGGUACAUACACUGUAAUGAUAACAUCAAUAACUGUCAGUCUGACAUGAAUAUCGUGGGCGCAUGGAAGAGAGGCUACACGGGCAAGGAUGUGGUGGUUACCAUUCUGGAUGACGGCAUCGAGAGGAACCACCCAGAUCUCACACAGAACUAUGAUAAUGAGGCCAGUUAUGACGUAAACGGUAAUGACAUGGAUCCCAUGCCCCGAUAUGAUGCCAGUAAUGAGAACAAGCAUGGCACGAGGUGCGCUGGUGAAGUAGCAGCAUCCGCCAACAACUCCCACUGCACGGUGGGCAUUGCUUACAAUGCCAAGAUUGGGGGUGUCCGCAUGUUGGACGGAGAUGUGACAGACAUGGUAGAGGCCAAAUCACUGAGUCUACACCCUCAACACAUAGAUAUUUACAGUGCCAGCUGGGGUCCAGAUGAUGAUGGCAAAACCGUGGACGGGCCCGCUGCCCUCGCCAGACAGGCCUUUGAAAACGGCAUCAGACUGGGCAGGAAGGGACGGGGCUCGAUCUUUGUUUGGGCAUCAGGAAAUGGUGGUCGGAGUCGAGAUCACUGCUCAUGUGACGGCUACACCAACAGCAUCUACACGAUAUCCAUCAGCAGCACGGCUGAGAGCGGCCGCAAGCCCUGGUAUCUGGAAGAGUGUUCCUCAACCCUCACCACCACCUACAGUAGUGGAGAGAAUUACGACCGUAAAAUCAUCACGACAGAUCUGAGGCACCGCUGCACAGACAGUCACACUGGAACAUCAGCAUCAGCUCCGAUGGCAGCAGGGAUCAUUGCUCUUGCUUUGGAAGCAAAUCCUUUCCUUACGUGGCGAGAUGUGCAACACAUUGUAGUGAAGACGUCUCGUGCUGGCCAUCUCAGCGCUCCUGAUUGGAAAACCAAUGCAGCUGGUUAUAAUGUCAGUCACCUGUAUGGUUUUGGGCUAAUGGAUGCGGAGGCCAUGGUGAAAGAGGCAGAACGCUGGAAACAGGUUCCCCCACAGCACAUCUGCGUGGAAAAUGCUGACAAACAAAUCAGAACCAUCCGUCCAGAGCAUGUCGUUCGUUCCGUGUACAAGGCAACAGGCUGCACGGAUAAUGCAAACCAUCAUGUUAUUUAUCUGGAGCAUGUGGUUGUACGUAUAACAAUUACUCAUCCGCGGCGAGGAGACCUGUCAAUCAACCUAACCUCACCAUCAGGGACAAAGUCACAGCUGCUUGCCAACAGGCUGUUUGAUCACUCAAUGGAGGGCUUUAAGAACUGGGAAUUCAUGACAACUCACUGCUGGGGCGAGAAAGCUGCUGGAGACUGGGUACUAGAGAUCUAUGACUCUCCUUCCCAACUCAGGAGCCAGAAGGCACCAGGCAAGCUGAAAGAGUGGUCUCUGGUACUUUAUGGUACCUCCGUGCAUCCGUACUCAUUCCGCAGUGACAAGCCUCGCUCAGUGGCGGAGACACAGUCUGAUGACGAGUACAGUGAGGAGUAUGUGGGCUCCUGCCACCCUGAGUGUGGUGACCAUGGCUGUGAAGGGCCAGGCCCUCAGCAGUGCAUCACCUGUCUACACUACUUCCUCAAGUUCAAGAACAACACCAGGACGUGUGUUCCCGAGUGUCCGUCUGGGUUUUUCCGGGACGAUAAGAAGCGCUGUAAGAAGUGCUCUCCGCUGUGCGAGUCUUGUGUCGGCAGUCGCAGCGAUCAGUGUUCCACCUGUCGCCCGGGUCUCUACCUGGUGGAGGGAGCCAACAACUGCAUCAGCUCCUGUCUCGACGGCUUCUACCUGGACCUUGACUCCACCAUGUGCCGGAAAUGCAGCGACAACUGCAAGAAAUGCACCUCGGCGAACAUCUGCACAGAAUGCCAAACUGGUCUCAGCCUACAGGCGAAUAAGUGCCAACUGAGCUGUGAAGUUGGGACCUAUUAUAAUGGGCACCGACGGGCAUGUGAAAAGUGCCACACGACUUGUGCCACCUGUGCAGGAACUGGCAUGGAAGCGUGUAAUGACUGCGCUCCGAACUAUUACUUCGAGGAGUGGCGUUGCGUCUCCAGCUGCAGUGUGGGAUAUUACUUGGCGGAACAAACGAAAGACAACGGAGACGUCCAAAAGUCCUGUCAAAAGUGUGAUCCUACAUGCUACGCCUGCGCAGGCCCGGGGGAGGGGAACUGCAGCUCCUGUGUCAAUGGAUAUAACCUGGAAAAUGGUUUGUGUGUCGUCAGCACCAUCUGCAAAGAUGCAAAUGAAGAAUCGUGGGCUGAGGGAAGUUUCUGUGUGCUUGUGAAAAAGAACAAUCUGUGCCAGAGGAAGGUUCUGCAGCAGCUGUGCUGUAGAACAUGUUCUCUAAAGGGCUGAAGGAACUUUUCCGGCCCCACUUGCCGCUCACGUUCCGCUAAUUUAUAUUCCGGUCGGGAACCUCGAAUAUGGGACUACAUUGUGAGGUUUCUCGAUGCCAGAACUACAACAAACCUACCUUUAUCUCUGUGUGUCUGUCUGUGUGUGUGUGUGCGUGCGCGUGUUCGUAUCGACAGAAGCUGUCAGGGUGGUGCGACUGGGAUCAGUAAUAAACAGCAAAUCAUACAUGUCGGUAUUUUGUGACCAAAGCAUGGAUGCCAAAUUUUUUUUUUACCUUUUUCUUCCCUUUGGGUCCAGAGAAGAAUUUGGAGUGACAUGCUGAGCGUUGAAGGGGCGGUUCUUUAUGUUUAUGACAGCAGUGAUCAAAGCCAGUUUGUGCAUAUUCUGAAUAAAGCACACUCGGAGAACCUCUACAAGUUUCAGCAAGACCUCUGUGAGCAAAGGAACGACAUAAACCAUAGCGCAGGUUCAUCUCCUGAUCUUCACGACUGCAGUAAAAUCAAUACAAGAUACAAUAAGAAGUACUUUCCUGAAGGGAUGAGUAUUGUACUAACACUAAUGACCGUUUAGCUGAUGAAUGCCGUCAUGUCAGGUGGUCUCACUGUUCAGAAAUUCUUCACCUCAGGCUCAGAUCUCUUACCUGUUUGUGUGUGUGUGUGAUUGCGUGUGCGUUUCAUUAUUCAAGUGGAAAAAUAGGUUUCGGGAAACCUAGGCGUAACCACAACCGGUGUUAGUGUAGCCAUGAAGAAACAUUGACUGGGCUGAAGUACAGGUUUUAGUCGUGGUAGCUGAAAUGAGGUUUGAAACACUUUUUAAUUCAUUUUACCUUACCAGGCCAUUCGUGAUAUGCCUUUAAAAAAUGAAAUAAAUCCCUAUACAUGCAUUAUUUUUUGUAUCUUGCCAUUUCAUGAAACAGCUCCACAAUAUUAAUCCUACAUAGUUAAUGUGAAAUGAAUAGUGUGUCCGGGUAGAUCAGGGUCAGCUAUUUAUAUUUUAUUGAUUUAUCAUGCAAAUGUAUAGUGAAACCGCUCCAUUUUAAUCAACUUUGAAAUGGCCACUUAAAAUAGUUCAUUAUUCCAUGUCUUUACGGGAGAAUAAAACUUUUAUUCACAUAACUGGUGCUAUUGACAUAAUGGAGUUGUUAGAGGGAGUUUUUUGAAUUCACAUUUGUGUCUUGGAUUCGUGACGUCCAACAUAUAUUUGUGAAUUCAAGUUAAUUUUUAGUUUAGAUGUUUAUUUUUGAUCAAACUGGCCAUUUUUUACUGUAUGCCAUUGCAGUAUCCUGGGGAAAAGAAAAGAGAAAUACUUGAGGGGAGUGUAUUACGUUUUAAUAAAGGUCAGAAACGAGGUGAAAUGUUUAGGUAUACUAAUAGUACUACACAACAAAUUAGACUUCUACAUUCAUUAAGGACAUGUUCGACCAAUCCACUUUUGCUCAAUGUUAAGGGGAUUUCUGUCUUUUAUUUAUGAAUGCUGUGGUUUAAGAUGACAUAGCCUUUUAUUUAUGAAAAAGAUUUAUAAAUGGUCUUAGUUCAAAUGAGUUGUGUUUUGUGGAUGGCGUUGCAGCCACUUAAUGCUAAUUGAGUAUUCAUGACGCAAAAAAAGUUGUAGUAUGAUGUACGUUUUUUUUGCGGACUCAAUACAUGCAACGUUACAUAACUAAUGUUAUAUAGAGAAUCAGUCUAUGUUCAAAUGUGUUGCAUUUACUCUGUUCUGGCAACGUUUUUUUCUUAAUGUAUAUAUGUAUUUUUAUCUCUAUUAACCUUAAAAUAUAUUUUGCACCCACGUUCAAUUGAAAUAAGGGGGGAAAACGGAUGAGUUUUCUAAAAUUAUUUUAUAAUUCUGUUUUUAGCCGGCUGCCAUUGACAGUUAGUCUAGAUGAAGAUGUUUGUAGUCAGGGCCAAGAUAAAUAAAAUGUUUUAUCAUGUAGAUAAGACUGGACGAAACAAAUGGUUUACUGAUCUUUUUAUUAAUGAACUUUAAAAUAAAAACACGACUCAGAGAGAUUAAAUGAGACUACUUUUGUUUGCUCAUUUAAAUGACAUGCUUGCUCAAAUUACUGGUGAAAUCUUCCGUCAUUUUUGACCGCACAAUUUUACUUAAUCGGAAUGGUACGAAACUUUGUAAAAGGAAAAAAAAAAAAUUAUGGACAUGAUUCGAAAAGGUUAAAUGGUCCUGAAAAAAAAAAGGUCACACGUGAAACCCUCGCGGUAAAAAAUGACUGCAUUCUAGUGGAAACAUUUGGUACUGCGCCUAACAAAAUCUCACCGCAAAUUUGAAACCCAACUGGUUUACAUUUAUGGCUUUGAUUUUCUUGCAGUUUUAGAGUAAUAUUUUGAAGUAUGUUUUGAGACCUAUAUAUUUCAAAUAAAAAUUGAAAAUCGUAUUUUUGUGCAUUUUCCUAACAAUAAACGUGAACUUCUA